AUGCUCCUGAAGCGUGGUUACACCGAUUUCGUCUUCGACGUCUCCGAUGUCCUCAUCACCUGGCCCACUGCUCUGACAAGUCCCAUCGACCGCAAGGUCCUUCGUUCUUACCUCGUUAGCAGGACAUGGUUCGAGUACGAGGAGGGCCGUAUCUCCAAGGAGGAAUGUCAUCAACGCCUCGCCAAGCAAUUCUCCCAUGACCCCGCCAGCAUCAGCAGCGGUUGGGCACACGUCGCCAAUGCACUGCAGCCCCACCAGGAGAUGGUAGCUUUGAUCAAAGAGCUGAGGGAAACAAUGGGCGGCAAAGCGCGUGUCUUUGGCACGUUCAACGUAUCGCAGCCAGACUACGAGUUGUUCCGCUCUAGGGCGGACGUCGACUGGUCGAUCUUCGACGCGGUUUUCACCUCUCACGAGCUCAACAUCCGCCUCCCGAAGAUAGGGUUUAUCAAGCGCAUCCUGGCCAAUGAGGAGUGGAAGAUCAACCCUCACGAUACGGUGUUUGUGGGCCACAGUUCCGACGAUGUAGUCACAGCGCGGACGUUUGGCAUGCAUGGGGUGCUUCUCUCCGACUUCCAGGAAGCGCGCCGCCAACUCCGCAACAUUGUGGGGGACCCCGUCAAGCGCGGCUGGAUGUACUUGCGGGCCAAUGCGGGAAACCUGCCUUGCGAUGCGGACAAGCCAGGGGUCUCCAUCAUGGAGAACUUUGGCCAGCUGCUGAUUUUGGAGGCUACUGGAGACAGGAGCCUCGUACAAUUGACGGAGCCCCCGCGGUACUGGAACUACUUCCAGGGCAAGGGUAUCCUGACUUACGAAAAGUUCCCCGAUGACCUCGAUACAACCUCUCUGGGACUUGUCACCCUCAAGCCGCCCAAAGAGCAUUGCGAGUCCAUUAUGGAUGAAAUGCUCACAUGCCUGUCCGAAGACGGCCUGCCGUACACGUACUUCGAUCGGGAGAUGCUCCGCCUCGACCCUGUAGUCGCCGUAAACGUCCUCCACCUGUUCUACACCCAUAGCCGUGGCCACCAGCUCCCCGGCGCCCUCGAGUACGUGCACAACUUCCUCAAGAAUCGCGCGUACAUCGACGGCACACGUUACUACUUUCGCGAGUGUGUCUUGUACUUCAUCGCGCGCCUGCUCGAGACAUCGGACGACAAGCACCUCCACGACACGCUCGAAGACCUUCUCCGCGAGCGCGUUCAAGAGCUCAUAGGGGCGCCUGGGGACGCGAUCGCCCUCGCGUUUCGCGUCGUUACGUGCGCGACCCUCGGCGUCCGAAACGAGAUCGACAUGAGAAACCUCCUGCCGAUGCAGUGCGAGGAUGGAGGGUGGGAAGUAGGUUAUAUCUGCCGGUACGGGAUUUCCGGGAUGAAGAUUGGGAGCCGGGGGUACACAACUGCCAUGGCUAUCAAGGCCAUCGAAAAUCUAGACAAAUUGCGUGCGAAGCAGGGCGCUUGA
Molecule: messenger RNA, 1455 nt
Organism: Dichomitus squalens LYAD-421 SS1
Lineage: Eukaryota; Fungi; Basidiomycota; Agaricomycetes; Polyporales; Polyporaceae
Exons: 4
Coding region: 1-1455 (484 amino acids)
Source: RefSeq, a predicted model, not a curated record